Molecule: messenger RNA, 2106 nt
Organism: Oreochromis aureus
Lineage: Eukaryota; Metazoa; Chordata; Actinopteri; Cichliformes; Cichlidae
Gene: hoxb6b
Product: homeobox B6b
Exons: 2
Coding region: 781-1488 (235 amino acids)
Biological process (GO): anterior/posterior pattern specification; regulation of transcription by RNA polymerase II
Cellular component (GO): nucleus
Molecular function (GO): RNA polymerase II cis-regulatory region sequence-specific DNA binding; DNA-binding transcription factor activity, RNA polymerase II-specific
Source: RefSeq, a predicted model, not a curated record
AAAUUGUUGUCCACUUCAUCAUGGUGUGUUAACGUGAUGAUGAUGAUGAUGAUGAUGAUUAUGAUGAUCCUGAGUGCCGGCGCGUGUCCUCCCCGCUGCUCUCUGCACGUCUUCGUGGACUUCAGUCAGUCAGAGUUGAAUCAGGAUGAGGUCUCACCUUCGAAGAGUGAAAUAUAUGCAUCACUGACGCAGUGUUCUUGCGUCCAUGUGGAUCAGUUAGUGCUCGUUUUAAAGGGUUUACUGGCAGCAGAGUUUUAUUCCAGACUUUGUUGGCUUUAGUGAAUUAUUAAAGGAGAUUGAAGUGAAGGUUAGAGGCUGAGCGAGACUCAGGCUGUGCGUAAAUGUUUUGCUUUUUUGCUUUUUUGCUUUUUUUGCACCGUGUGUUUGUGUGUGACAGAGUGUGGGAGAGAGAGUGGGCUGAAUUGCAUGAAACAGGGGUUAUAUUUAGGCUUUUUUAAAAAAGUAUAAAUAUAUUUCUAUGAGUCUUCGCAUCUGUGUGAGCGUGUGCGCGAGCGACAAGCUCGAGCGCUUCAUUUCGAUUCACCGGGGACUCCUGCGCGCAACAAGAGCCCCCCAUGGGUGCAAUAGUGCAAGCACAGACGGCGGUGAUUGGCCAGAGGUUGAUCAGAUGGUACACUUCCCCUCUGUAUUCAGUGGCACCUCACAACCCCCCCUUUCAGCAAAAACCAAAUCUCCGAUAAAGUAAUGGCAAAACCACUUGGACUAUAAAAGACAACAAAUCAUAUUCCUCCGGAGUAUAUACACCCCGUUGUCCACCCAAUGAGUUCCUAUUUUGUUAACUCAACUUUUCCCGUGUCUCUGCCGGGAGGACAGGACUCUCUCCUGGGUCAGAUACCGCUUUAUUCCUCGGGAUACACCGAUCCGUUAAGACACUACUCCAACGCGGCCACAUAUGGAGCAGCCAACAUGCAGGAGAAGGUUUACCCGGCGUCUUACUACCAGCAGACGGGCGCAGCGGCCGCGGCCAUCUACGGCCGGGCCGGCGGCGGAGCGCCCUGCGACUACAACCCGGUCGGGACUUUCUACAAGGACGCGGAGGGCUCGUGCGCUUUCUCGAGCCGCGAGGACCAGCCGCUGUUUGUCACUCAGGAGCAUCAGCAGCGCAAAGCGGAGUGCCCGGAGCAAGCUGUCAGCAUGAGCAGCAGCAUCGACGACAAGUCGUCCACGCUGAUCUACCCGUGGAUGCAGAGGAUGAACGCCUGCUCCGCCGGCCCGUUUGGCAGCAGCGGCCGCAGGGGCCGACAGACCUACACCCGCUACCAGACUCUGGAGCUGGAGAAGGAGUUCCACUUUAACCGCUACCUGACCAGGAGGCGCCGGAUAGAGAUCUCCCACGCCCUGUGCCUGACGGAGAGACAGAUCAAAAUCUGGUUUCAGAACCGCAGGAUGAAGUGGAAAAAGGAGAACAAACUCCUCAACCCCUCAAAGACGCCCGAGGAGGAGGAACAGGCGGAGAAAAAGAGCUAAAAGGACACUUAAAUUCAAAUCAAAUAAAAUAAAAGGCAUGUGUGUGUGUGUAUGUGCACACUCCUGACAUAAAAAAAUAAUGUAUUAUUCCUUUGUAGAUACAAAGUGCUGCCAAAUCACAUGUUAGAGACGUGUAGAGUUUAUUCCAGUAUCUGCACAGUGACUGUGUCCGCAUUAGGUUAAAAAUCAGAAACCAGGUCCUCCUCUGUUUGUCCUGUGUGUGCUCGUGCGUUUAUUUAGGGGACUAUGCAAAAAAAACAAACAAAUAAAAUCAAAAAAUUUAAAAAAAAAAAAAAUCCACCAAAAUGUAAAUAAUUUUUAGUGUUUGGUUCAUGUUGUUACCUCAUGAUCGUGUAGGCCUACUGAGUUCCUUUCUUUGUUUAAAUUUUGAUUUUAUUUUGACAUUAAAAGAGGAGUUUUCGUCCUUUUAACUGUACAUCCUGUGGCUGUGGUCGCUCUGUGAUAGUCUGUAGGCUUGUUUUGUGCCAUUAAAAAAAAGAAAAGAAAGAAAUUUGUACAGAUGUUACAUGUUAUUUAUUGUUGUCUUCGAUGCACAUCUGGAUAUUGUGUGCAAUAUUUUGUUUAGGAAAUUGUACAUAGAAAUAAAGGCUUUUUGAU